AUUGCCAGGGCGUUGACAAGGCGUUGUUGUCGUUUCAUAAACAUAUUUUACAUCUUGUAAAUAACAAAUUUAUUUAUGAAAAAUGGUUGUCUUAAGCUCCUGCUGGUCACCAAUAAUUUGGUCUACUAAUGUGCGCACAGGCAGCUAUGCAGUUGCCGCCUACACGGCAGCUCUAAGUGUCGUUUUUAUCACACUUAUUUCCUACAUGCUCGCUGGCGGAGAAUCUGGACAACUUUAUUCACCUCUAUUUGAAACGGACAUAAGGACAUCAAUGCCAAUAGCUGGGGGUUUUUUUAUAAUAUACUUUCUGCUGAUUAUAAUAUCAUCCUAUCUUGUGUAUUAUGGCAUUAAAAUAAGUACGCGUGGUUGGCUGUUGCCCUGGCUAUUUUUCAUUGGACUUGCAAUUCUAUUUCAAUUCGCUUGGAGCCUUUGGUUAAUUGGAGGUUACUACAUAUAUUUGGAGCAAACAUUCUCAGCGCUUCUUAACUUCGUUUGGGUCGCCUAUAAUUUAUAUUGCUGGCUCGUGGUUUUCUCGCAAUACCAAAUAUUUUUGGAGAUACAGAAUCCAAAUAUCGAACUAUUGAUGCCUUAAGAACGAGUCUAAAUUCGAAAUGCCAAUCGAAUAUUUAAAAAUUUAAAUGAAUCUUCAUUCUAAGUUUUAUUUAUAAGUAUAAAUGACCAUACAAACACUCCGUCCAUAGUCUACAUAUCAAUAACGCUGUAUUCCAUUUUAAAAGUGUCUUAUAUACAUAUACAUACAUAUUCAAUUUACACAUAUGUAUU
Messenger RNA from Drosophila hydei, 783 nucleotides. RefSeq lists its product as uncharacterized. The record is from RefSeq and is a predicted model, not a curated record. NCBI's taxonomy places the organism in Eukaryota, Metazoa, Arthropoda, Insecta, Diptera, Drosophilidae. Bases 83 to 592 code for a protein of 169 amino acids. The transcript is spliced from 4 exons.